Mytilus californianus (California mussel) is the source of this 2757-nucleotide messenger RNA. Its product is annotated as sepiapterin reductase-like. The record is from RefSeq and is a predicted model, not a curated record. The transcript is spliced from 4 exons. Gene Ontology annotation, molecular function: sepiapterin reductase (NADP+) activity. Lineage: Eukaryota; Metazoa; Mollusca; Bivalvia; Mytilida; Mytilidae. The coding region runs from base 316 to 1113 and encodes 265 amino acids. Gene Ontology annotation, biological process: tetrahydrobiopterin biosynthetic process.
UACCAAUAAAUGAGGAUAAUACUUAUAUGAGGAUCUUCCCCAACCUGUAAAAAAGUUGUGAAUAAAUUAAACAGAAUUUAAAAAGACUAUACAAGAAAUGUACUUAAGUCUAUAAUAACGGUAUAAUAGAGAUAAAAAACAACACAAUGAUAGUACAAAUGUACCAUAUUACAGAACUCUCGAUCCCAGCUACUGUAAACAAACUUUAAAGAAAACAAUUAUUUAACAGAAUCUUUGACUUGUUGAAGGAGGCUACUUUCCGGCAGAUACAGCAGCCCAAGUACAUUGUACUACUUAACCUGCAGGAAGUGCACAAUGGGAGUGUUUGAGAAGAAAUCAUGUUUUGUUAUAGCUGGAGCAAGCAGAGGUCUUGGAAGAAGUAUUGCCAUAAACUUUGCUAAGAAAGCGAGAAAGGAAAGUAUAAUGAUACUGCUUUCGAGGGAUACAAAAGCUUUAAAAGAGGUUGAAACAGAAAUCAGGUCAUGUUGUCAGGAUGUCAACAUAGUUGUCUCUGGAUUUGAUCAGGGAGAUUUAGAUGAAAGAAAGUUUCACAAUAUUUUCGAAAAUAUUUUUAAAGAAAACAAGUUAUCUAUUGACAGCUUUGAACAGGCAGUUAUUGUGCACAAUGCUGGGACAUUAGGAGACAACAGUAAAUAUGUUAAAGAUCUGGUAAAUGUUUCAGAGUUGAACACACAUUUUGGAGUUAACCUGACUGGAAAUAUUUUAUUGAAUUCUGCAUGUUUGAAUUUUUUUACCCAAGAGAGAUUUGCACACAGAUACGUGAUUAAUAUAUCAUCGCUUACAGCGAUUAGAGCAUUUAAAAGCUUCUCUCUAUAUUGUACAGUAAAAGCAGCUCGUGAUAUGUUCUAUAAGGUAAUGGCAGAAGAGGAACCCAAUAUAAGGGUACUAAGUUAUGCCCCUGGUCCUUGUGAAACAGAUAUGCAGAUCAAAUGUAGAGAAAACACUUCAGACCCAGAGGUUAAACAAAUGUUUGAAUCAAUGCACAAUGAAGGCAAUGUAUUGGAAUGUGAUACCUCUAUCCAGAAACUGGUUCAGAUUUUAGAGACUGAUACAUUUGUCUCAGGAGCACAUAUAGAUUAUUAUGAUCUUUAGGGGGAAACAAAGAAGAAAAAACACAUAUUGUAGACAUUUUAGUAUUUAUUUGUAGUUUGUUAAAGUAUCAUUACUUUUUAACCUACUAUAAUGUAAAAGUCUUUAUGAAAACGACAUCAUUAGCUUAUCUUCAUUACGCAAAUGUGAUAGUAUUGAAGUGACGUCUUGAUAGUGAUUUACCCAAUAGUAGCACAAUAUAGGCUAAUUUUUAUAAACAUUUCAGCUAAAUUAGUAUAGAGCUCAAGCGUCACCCUAAAUAUUUUUUUGUCAGCAAGUAUUUGAACAUAAAAUAAGCUUCCUAUGUAAUUAUCUUUUUGGCAACAUUUGUGCUCUAUAUUAUUUCUAAGCAUCUUUGUGUCAAAUUGUCCAAUUUGGCAAGUUGGUAAUUUUUCUGAAUUUAUUGUCUUUUCAUGGCUGUAGCACUAAUGAAUGGCAAAUAUUUUAAACUAAAAACUCAUUGUUUUAUUUAUAAUGAUUGAUUCAACUUUUAAUUCUGCAAAUUUGAGAACAUUUCAAAUACCAUUCAUUGUAUGGCCAAUAUGGCCCCAUCCUUUCAUAAUGCUGAGUUUUUCACAUUGAGAUUAUGUUUAUUUGACUUUUCAAUUAUAUUGAUAUAACACAUAAUGAUCUUACUAUUUAAACAAUAUUUGAAGGGUCUUCUUUGAUAAAUUUUCACGAAAUUUUACGUGAUAAGUAUUGGUAACUUUUUUGGACGGGUGAACUGGACACAAAAAGAAACCAGAAAUUUUUAGUUUUAGAAGAUGUUCACAGAAUUGUUAUAUGUUUUUGUCAAAAUAUAGUAUUUUGCCAAAACCACAAAUGUUAAAUUAAAGCAGAAGGUAAAAGUCUAUAUUGAAUUAUGAAACCUUUUUUCAACUUAUAUUUUAUAUUCAUAAAAACAAAAAAGUGAGACUGAGAAGUCAUCAGAUUUGAUUACGUCACAUAUAAGGAUAUCCUAUCGUGUUGACACAUAGAUUUUGAAUUGUAUUAUUUUAUUAAUAUUGCAUGUAUAUAUAUAGCGUUUGCAUUCCUAGUCUAUUUUUUUAAACCCCAAUCCAAUGAUGGCAGGGGAUAUAGUUAUAGUUAUGUAUUUUCCAUCAUUUCAGUUAUAAUUUUAUCUGUCUCUUAUUUAUUUUUCUGUGAACCAAUUAUUAACUACCAUUUGUCUUUGUAAUACUGGCUGAAUGACUUGGCUUAUCUUCAUUAAAAUAGGUAUACAUAAAAACCAGAAAAAGCUAAGGGGAGUGGACCAGUUCAAAGCCUUAUUAGACCUUACUGGUUUAAAAACUUUUUAAAUCUUCAUUAAAUAUAUCCGAGUCAAAGGUUAAGGAUCAAGGACAAAUCAGUGUUUGCAUGUUAAAAGCAUGGAAAGAAAUUUUAUAUUUUUGGGGUCAGAGAUAAUUGGUCAGAGUUUCCAAUGUUUAUCCAUUUAUAUAAGUCCCAUAAGAAGAAUUGCAAUAGGAAUCUGUUUGAUGGUGCAUUUGUUAUUGUUACAUGUACAUUGACACUUAUUUUUGUCAAUAUUUUUAAAACUUUACAUUUAAGAUACAUUCCUUAUUUGAUAUAUUUUCUGGUUUAGUGGCUAUCUGCAUUAUACUAUUUUUGUUUGUUGCAAAAAAUAAAUCUUUUCGUUUGGAAGUAUAA